GGUGACGGCAAAGGCAAAAAAACACUGCUUAAAAGUUUUGUCUGGGUUAUCUUUUCUACAUUUUGAGUGCUGUGCCUAGUCUUUAGUCAAAACUAGUCCUUCAGUGCUAGAAUCAUGGCGGACAUUGACGAAGAAGUGACAGCUGAAACAUCCCCCGCACAGGAGCCCGUCCUGGAAGAGCAGCAGGGGCAGCCAUCCACAACCACUUCUGUUUCAGCUCAAAACGAUGAACCUGCUCAAGGAGAAGAAUCUAGUGAGCCUAAGCCUCCUGCACAAGAAGAGAGUGCCCCAGAGCCAGGGCCUGAUGAGAUAAAGAAAGAUGCUGUCCCUCCAUCAAUAUCUGGUAAUCAUCUUAAGCAACUGCUGGUCGGAACUUUGCUUCAUAAAGCAAAGAAAGGUUCCAAGACUCUCCCAAGGCUGUACAAUAUUUCUACCGAUCUUGUGAGACUCGUGUGGAACUCUAAGAGAAAACCAGUUGCUAAGGCACAAAUUCCUCUAUCUCAAAUCCAAGAAGUCCUCAGAGGCAGAAGUACUGAUUCAUUCAAGCUCCAUCAAACCACCUCUGACGAGAAUUGUUGUUUUUCAAUACGCUAUAACGAAGGGCCCAGUGCCAAGACACUCGACCUUAUUGCUGCUACGCCAGAUGAAGCUGAUUUGUGGAUCAACGGAUUACUAGCACUAACUUUCUCAGGUGUGUCCCAAAGCACUAGUGAUGUAAGAAAAAGGUGGCUGAGAGCUUUGUUUGAUGAAAGUGAUGAGAAUGGCGAUGGAGACUUGAGCCUUAGAGAAAUUGUUAACAUGAUGAAGAGACUUAACGUUGGAAUAUCUACUAAAAUAAUCAGGAAAAUGUUUAAAGAAGCUGAUAGUGAUGGCAAUUCUGAUCAAAAACUCAAUUUUGAAGAGUUUUCUGCUCUUUUUCACAAUCUCGCUAACAGGCCAGAACUAAAGAACCUCUUUACUCUUUAUGCUUCAUCCGAUGAAGGGAGUUAUAUGACAAUCCAAGAUCUUACCUCUUUCUUAGUCAAUGCGCAGAAUAUGAGUGAAGUCACUGAUGAUUAUUGUCAGAGUAUCAUUGAGAGAUUUGAGCCAUCAGAGGAAGGGAAAUCUAAACUAUUGCUUAGCCUUGAUGGUUUUACCCAGUACAUGUUGAGUCCUGAUAAUGACGUGUUUAAGCGACAGCAUAAAAGCGUUUAUCAAGACAUGACACAGCCAUUAUCUCAUUAUUUCAUUGCCUCAUCUCACAAUACUUAUCUAUUGGAAGAUCAGUUAAGUGGUCCGUCAUCUGUUGAUGCUUAUAUCAAAGCUUUAAACAAAGGCUGCCGUUGUGUUGAAUUGGAUUGUUGGGACGGCGAUGACAAUGAGCCAAUCAUAUAUCAUGGGCAUACACUGACCUCCAAGAUAUUGUUUAAAGAUGUUAUAGUUGCAAUCAAGGAGCAUGCCUUUACUGCUUCACCGUAUCCUGUUAUUUUGUCCAUUGAGAAUCACUGUGGCAUCAAGCAGCAGGCUGUAAUGGCUGAGCAUAUGAUUGACAUAUUUGGUGAAAUGUUGCAUAGAGAUCAGAGGGAUGAGGAAAGGGGUGUACUACCCUCCCCUGAAGAAAUGAAAUAUAAAAUAUUGAUUAAAGCCAAGAAGCUGCACCCAGAUCAGGAGGAUAAAAGUGAUGGAGAAGGUGAAGUCACUGAUGAAGAUGAAGCUGCUGAAAUAGACCCUGAGGAUAUAAAAAAGGCUCAAUCAUCAAGUGAUAAAGGGGCUACUGCUGAUCCUGUUGAACCCACUGGUGCUACUGGGAAUGAGUUAACUGUUACAGGGCAGCCAGAGGCAAGGAGAGUGGUUGAAAGUAAGAAGAGAUCCUUUAGGAGAAGGACUAACACUGCACCCAGUAAUAAUAAGCCAACUGCUAAGCGAAAGUUGUCCAGUAAACUAUCAAAAUGUGUCAAUUACGUUCAGUCGGUUCAUUUUAAAGGAUUUGAUAGCACUCAUGAAAUUCCAUUCUUCCACAUGUCUUCAUUUGGUGAAUCCAGUGCAUUCAAAUCUUCCGAAGAAUCAGGAGCACAUUUCCUCGAGUAUAACAAGAAGCACUUGAGCCGAACCUAUCCAUCAGGAAGGAGGGUUGACUCCAGUAACUAUGAACCCAUUAAUAUGUGGAAUGCUGGCUGCCAGAUAGUUGCCCUCAACUAUCAAACUCCUGGUAAAUCAAUGGACUGGAAUAUGGGGAAAUUUCAACAAAAUGGAGGAUCCGGUUACGUAUUGAAACCUGAAAUAAUGAGAGAAGAUUUUGCUUAUUUUGAUCACAUGGAUAAAGCUGGUCCCAGUGGAAUAUCACCAAAAGUUGUUACUAUUUCAAUCAUCAGUGGACAGCAGCUCCCUAAGCCAGAGGGUGGAUCCACUACAGGGGAGGUUAUUGAUCCAUACGUACAGAUACAGUUUGCUGGAUUACUUAAAGACUGCGCUCAGUUUAAAACUAAAGUUAUAAAUGAUAAUGGUUUUAAUCCAGUGUGGAACGAGACCUUCCAAAAGAUUGUGUGCUUCCCUGAGUUAGCAUUGAUUAGGUUCAAAGUUAUGGACUAUGAUCUAUUGUCCAAGGACGAUUUCAUUGGACAGUUCACUCUACCACUAGAUAGCAUUGAGACAGGAUAUCGUCAUAUUCAUUUACGUAACAAAGAUUGGGAAUUACUUGACAAUGCUACCCUAUUUGUUCAUGUAACUGUUGAAGAUCUUGUUGCUCCUUCACCCAAAUCAAAGGAACGAUUAAGAGUUACUGCUGUCAAGAAAUCAAGACAGUACACUUUAAUGAAGUACUGUCAAUUCCCUCCUAUUGAUAAUUUACUGAGGCCACUCAAUUUAACGCUAAAGACUGGAACUGAUCUUGUAGAGGACACUGCAUUUGCUACUCUAUUGUUUAAGGAUGCAUGUUGUAAAGCUAAUCUAUCAGAGUCCAUUGAAGCAAUGUUCCAGCAAGCUAAGUUGCACAAUGUGAAACUGCAUCUAUUCAAAACUGAAGGGGAGAACUUUGCUUAUCAAGUUUCACCUGUCAGUUCAUCAAGAUCGCCAUCCUUGCAUAGAAUGCUACAAACAUUUGACAGGCUUAAUGCUCAAAUUAUAACGCUGCUCAAUAUAUCACCAUCAAUUAUUACUGAGUUGGAAAGUGUUUUGGAAGAAAUCCUCCAACAAAAAGAAGAAUUUAAUAAAUCUUUGUCUCCUCUGACCCCACCAAAAGUUCAGCAGGCAAAGGCUGCUUAUUCUUUUAAUAUCCGUACACUCAAGAAUGAUCUGAACCAGUUGAAAGGAGCUGUCAGCAAAGCUAAUGAUACACUGGCCAAGAUACCUGUCAUCUGUGAGAAGUGUUCUGUUGAAAUUAAAGAUAAUGCUACUACUCCUGAUGCUCCUGAUUCUGAUCAAACCAAGGAUGACACUGGGGAAACUGUUGCUAAGGAAAAAGGAGAAGAUGUUGCUAAGGAAGAAAGCACCAUUGCCAAGGAAGAAGGUGCCGUUGCUAAGGAAGAAGGUGCCAUUGCCAAGGAAGAAAGUGCAGAACCUUGAUUACAGAUGAAAAUAUAGAAACUAUUAUUAUUAUUAUUAUUAUUAUUUUAACCAUAUAAACAUAUCUAACUGUGUUAUGAUGCUUGUGUGCUUUUAGUUCAUAGAAAUGUUCUACUUUUAUUAAAA
Messenger RNA from Amphimedon queenslandica, 3666 nucleotides. Its product is annotated as 1-phosphatidylinositol 4,5-bisphosphate phosphodiesterase delta-1-like. Bases 115 to 3540 code for a protein of 1141 amino acids. The transcript has 29 exons. Gene Ontology annotation, biological process: intracellular signal transduction; lipid metabolic process. The record is from RefSeq and is a predicted model, not a curated record. Gene Ontology annotation, molecular function: calcium ion binding; phosphatidylinositol-4,5-bisphosphate phospholipase C activity. Gene Ontology annotation, cellular component: plasma membrane. Lineage: Eukaryota; Metazoa; Porifera; Demospongiae; Haplosclerida; Niphatidae.